This is a messenger RNA of Ectocarpus sp. CCAP 1310/34, 1067 nucleotides long. NCBI's taxonomy places the organism in Eukaryota, Phaeophyceae, Ectocarpales, Ectocarpaceae. The record is from the annotation of a GenBank genome assembly.
GCCACCACGAUCGGAGGGUUCAGGAUGGGUGACAUCGCCAAGGACAACCAAGUCUCCAACCAAACGCUGCAGCUCAUCGCCAGGCGAGCGGUUGCGAUAGAGAGACGGCUGCGAGGAGAGCCGCCAGAUCUUACGGACCCAAUCGAGCGGGUUAAGGAGCAUUGCCAUCGAGCCGGGGCCACGAGCGUCAGAUACAAGUGGGUCCCGCACGGUUACUAUGAUACGCCGUUAGAAGAGCGGGCGAAGGAGCUGGGCUCCGAGCCGGAGCAGCUUUGCAAGACGAUGAUCAUGGAGAACAAGGCCUUCGAUGAGAACGACCCGACGAUGGAGCGGUUCUACCUCGUGGUGGUGCAAUACGCUGCUAGGCUCAGCUCACAGAAGAUCUCGGCCGCGGUCAUGCGCAUGAUGAAGCGCUCGUCUCGGGGUCGAUGUAACCUACAGGUGGCUCCCGAAGAAGUUGGUCUGUCCCUGUCUGGGUUUCCUCACAACGGCGUUACCGUCUUCGGCGGCCUUACCCCGAUACCCGUCAUUCUGUCGGAGGCUGUGCUGGCCCUGAGACCUUCCUUCGUGUGGUUGGGCGCCGGACACCCCUUGCUUAAGCUGGGCGUGAGCACGGAAGACUUGGUGAAGAAGCUCGGCGCCACCGUUGCUGACAUUUCUGUCCCGAGGGACGGACCAGGGGCUGCUGAAGAUGAAGGCGCCUACGACUGACGAUAGCGGUGACUGCCCACGAGCGGUUGUGUUGGGUUUUCGGAGCGAUCGAGGCUACCUUAGGGGUUGCCCUUUUGGUACUAUGAUAUUACCAGCGGACAGCGAGUUCACAUUUUUACGAAGUACGUUGGAUUUCACCGAUCCAUAUCGAUGGGGAAAGCUGGUCGGAAGAGCGUGGUGUCGGUUCUUACAUCUACGUAGACGUACAUUUCUCCGAGGUUUCGUAACAUUCACUUAUGGAUUUUUUGCCUACGGAUCACGAUGAGCCCAUUGAUACCGACGGCAACCCUUUAUCACCAUAAACUACACACGACACGCGUGGUUGGCCACCCUUUUCGCAGUGUCGUAGAGUGUUG